GCUUGUCUUAUCUGAUCGAUUGAUCGGAUUUCAUUGGUUUUCAUUCGACAAUAGCCAUGCGGUCCCGGAUGUGACAACUAUUUUCGAAGUGUGAGUUCGUAUGAAAAGGUGGGCAGGCAUGGUAUGAAGUAACUGUGCUCCGUAUCUAUGGGGAAGGACGAGGCGUAGAGGUGGUCCGUUCUUUCUUGUCAUAUCCUGAUAUAAAUAUGUACUCCACGGAAGUCGUGAUAUGUAGUCUUUGAAUACUUUGCCAUUCGGUGUGUUCUUUUCCAUUUUGGCUAACGUUGCACAUCUCUUUCUUUCUCUUGGAACUUUGAGAUUCGUUUUGAUUUUACUGUAUUCGUACAAACAGUCGGGAACACAAUUCGCUUGACUUAAGAAGAUCAGUGUCUUCCAAUUCCCCAAACUAUGGCUCCCUCCAUCGCAGAACUUCCGUCUUCCCCCUCGACUACUGUCAAGGAAGCUCCUAUAUCUACCACUUCUGGGCGCGGCAUCUUCAAUGCAGAAGUACAACCUCCGGAAGCCUCUGCAGUUCCAAUAUGGCAAUCCAUCGCUACUCGUCGCCAGCAAGAAAUCAACUCUUCUAUUCCUUCGGAAUGGCUUCUUCCAACAGGCCUCCUCCAAUCUAAACGUCCUCUCGAUCUAGUAAAAACAUGCGGUUUGUUGGAUGAAAGAGAGGUGAAGAUUGUGUACAGUGCUGCUGUGGAUUUGCUCGAGAAAAUGAGAACGAGAGAGUAUACAGCUGUGGAAGUUACAACGGCGUUUUGUAAAGCGAGCGCUGUUGCCCAUCAAGCGACAAACUGUCUCGCUUGGACGAUGUACCCCAGCGCCCUCUCCCACGCCGCCAAACUCGACGCUCACAUGUCCCUAACCGGGACUCCCAUCGGGCCCCUCCAUGGUCUUCCCAUCUCCGUAAAAGAACACGUCUACCUCAUCGACACACCUUCCACAUCUGGUUUCGUAGGCUGGGCCGAUAACUUCUGUACUUCCUCUGCCCAAGAAGGAAUGUGCAUCCAAGUCCUCCGCGACAGCGGCGCAGUCUUUCACGUCAAGACUACUAAUCCCCAAGGGCUCAUGGCUCUCGAAACACAAUCAAAUCUCUAUUCAACCACUACCAAUCCUCUCAAUACCUUCCUCUCCCCAGGUGGUUCAUCAGGUGGUGAAUCCGCCCUGGUAGCCAUGCACGGGUCGAUUCUCGGAAUUGGCACCGACAUCGGAGGGAGCAUUCGAAAUCCCGCCCUGAGUUGCGGUAUCUACGGACUCAAACCCAGUGUGGCGCGACUUCCACAUUCCGGACUCUCCGGCGCACACGACGGAAUGGAAAGUGUGAUUGGGGUUGUGGGACCCAUUGCUACAUGUUUGGCAGAUAUGGAACUGUUUUGCAAAACGCUCUUGGAUGCGCAGCCCUGGAGACAGGAAGUUGGAUUACUACCCAUUCCAUGGGGAAGUCGCGAAGCUAUCGCUGCCGAGAAAGAAGAGAACAGGAAAUUGAAAAUCGGUAUCAUAUACACUGAUGGAGUACAUACUCCUCAUCCACCCAUUACCCGUGUUCUGCACUCUACGGAGUCAGCACUCAAAGAUGCAGGACAUGAAAUCAUUCCCUUCCCAACACAUCUGCACUCUCCUAUCGUCUCUACUGUCAAUGCAUUAUACCUCCUAGACAGCGGCGCCGAAUAUCUUUCCCACCUCUCUCUAACCUCUGAGCCUCCCACCUCAUUACUCCAAUGGCUUUUAGAAGAAGAGACCACGAAAAAUCGUAGCAUUCCCGAACAAUGGAAGUUACAUAAGGAGAGAAACAGGCUUCAAGACGCAUAUGCGAAAUUGAUGUUGGAAACGGGUGUAGAUUGUAUCAUAGCGCCAGGGGGUGUGACGGUAGCGAAUGCACAUGAAGAGGCGAAGUACUGGGGAUACACGAAUGUGUAUAACGGGUUAGAUCUACCGGUUGCCUGUUUGCCUGCUGGAGAGGUGGAGGAGGGAGAUGCGUGGGGCGAUGAAAAUGAAAAUAAAAUUGCAAAAACGCAUAUGGAAGCUCUGUGGGGCCCUGGAAAAGAAGGAGCGCAAAAAUAUGAAGGAGGAAGUGUAGGAUUACAGAUUGUUGGAAGGAGGUUGGAGGAGGAAAAGCUAUUGAAGAUGACCAAAAUAAUUGAGAGGGACUUGGGAUUAUCUGGGCCCAACUAGAAGAAAGAACUCGAAGGUAAUGUGAAAAUGAAGAUUAGAGAUCAAAUCUGAGAUAUCGAAGUGAUUCAGAUUUUUUUAGAAGAACA
Molecule: messenger RNA, 2264 nt
Organism: Botrytis cinerea B05.10
Lineage: Eukaryota; Fungi; Ascomycota; Leotiomycetes; Helotiales; Sclerotiniaceae
Exons: 2
Coding region: 409-2178 (589 amino acids)
Source: RefSeq, a predicted model, not a curated record